Pseudovirgaria hyperparasitica is the source of this 348-nucleotide messenger RNA. RefSeq lists its product as uncharacterized. Gene Ontology annotation, biological process: mitochondrial respiratory chain complex IV assembly. Gene Ontology annotation, cellular component: respiratory chain complex IV; mitochondrial intermembrane space; mitochondrion. Bases 1 to 348 code for a protein of 115 amino acids. The transcript has 2 exons. The record is from RefSeq and is a predicted model, not a curated record. Lineage: Eukaryota; Fungi; Ascomycota; Dothideomycetes; Acrospermales; Acrospermaceae.
AUGAAAUGGUGGCCAUUUUCUAGCAGUGGUGGUGACGCCCAACCAAAGUCCUCAGAUGGCGGAAUAAUCGCCCCGACGAGGACCGAUCGGCAAGCGUGUUAUAACUCCCGAGACAUCUUCUUCAAAUGUCUAGAUCGCAAUGAUAUACUUGACAGCGAAGACAAUCCGGCUCAAACAGUAAAAGCUUGCGCAGAGGAACACAAAAUCUUCGAGAAGGACUGCGCGUCGGCGUGGGUAAAAUACUUCAAGCAGAAACGAGUAGUGGACUGGAAGAAAGAGGAGGCUCUACGCAAGUACCAAAUGGAAUCUUCCCGAAUGCCACCAGACAUACAGCAGACAUCAUCAUAA